GCUCAUCGUUUGUUGCUUAGAUAAUAUCAUGAACUGAUAAAUGCAGUUGCCACGUUGAUUCCCUAGGGCCUGGCUUACCGACUGAGGUCAUAAGAUAUUAUGCCUUCUCUUUAGACUUGGUCAGUGGAGAGGAAAUCGGCAAAGAACCAGCCUAUGGAGGUGACAACGCCUUAGGGCCAAAAGUCUUGAGGGUGAAGGUUUAGGGCCUGCGCAGCUUCCCUGCCAUGCCCUGCAAGGUCUCGCAUUCGCAAGGCUUGUGACAGUGGGAGCCUCAUUCCGGACUCUCCUAAAGUCCAUGGUGUCCUCUUUUCGCAUUUGCGCCCCGUGGGUGAUGCCCGAUGCCGCCCUUCCCAUCGCUCUCUUCCCCUUCAAGCUUAUCGCAACUGCAAAAAGACCCAGCACAGACACUCCAUUUUCUACCUUAAUGCAUUUAACUAGCACAACCUACAGGUUGUUCCAUCCCAGAGACUACCCUUUUCUCCAUAGACGUGGCCAUCAACCAACCAGCGGUCAGAAUCAGUCAGCCUCUGUCGCGUUCCCAGGUCCUUGGCGAACUGGAUGGGCGGGGUCCCAGCAGCCUAGGAGUACAGUGGAGCCAUGCCUGACGUAAGUCAACAAAGAUCACGUGAGACGAAUCAGUCGCCUCGAUUGGCUACAACUAAACUGGUUGGGAGCGGGGAGGUCGCGGCGGCUGCGUGGGGUUCGCCCGUGACACAAUUACAACUUUGUGCUGGUGCUGGCAAAGUUUGUGAUUUUAAGAAAUUCUGCUGUGCUCUCCAGCACUGCGAGCUUCUGCCUUCCCUGUAGUUUCCCAGAUGUGAUCCAGGUAGCCGAGUUCCGCUGCCCGUGCUUUGGAUGCUUUGGUCUUUGCCUCAGGUUUUUUCCUUGCAGCCGCUGAGGAGGCGAUAAAAUUGGCGUCACAGUCUCAAGCAGCGAUUGAAGGCGUCUUUUCAACUACUCGAUUAAGGUUGGGUAUCGUCGUGGGACUUGGAAAUUUGUUGUUUCCAUGAAAUCCUGCGGAGUGUCGCUCACUACCGCCGCUGUUGCCUUCGGUGAUGAGGCAAAGAAAAUGGCGGCAGGAAAAGCGAGCCGCGAGAGUGAAGAAGAGUCCCUUAGCCUGACAGUCGAGGAAAGGGAGGCGCUUGGUGGCAUGGACAGCCGUCUCUUCGGGUUCGUGAGGCUUCAUGAAGAUGGCGCCAGAACGAAGACCCUACUAGGCAAGGCUGUUCGCUGCUACGAAUCUUUAAUCUUAAAAGCUGAAGGAAAAGUGGAGUCUGACUUCUUUUGCCAAUUAGGUCACUUCAACCUCUUGUUGGAAGAUUAUUCAAAAGCAUUAUCUGCAUAUCAGAGAUAUUACAGUUUACAGGCUGACUACUGGAAGAAUGCUGCGUUUUUAUAUGGCCUUGGUUUGGUCUACUUCUACUACAAUGCAUUUCAUUGGGCAAUUAAAGCAUUUCAAGAUGUCCUUUAUGUUGACCCCAGCUUUUGUCGAGCCAAGGAAAUUCAUUUACGACUUGGGCUCAUGUUCAAAGUGAACACGGACUACAAGUCUAGUUUAAAGCAUUUUCAGUUAGCCUUGAUUGACUGUAAUCCAUGUACUUUGUCCAGUGCUGAAAUUCAAUUUCAUAUUGCCCAUUUGUAUGAAACCCAGAGGAAGUAUCAUUCUGCAAAGGAAGCAUAUGAACAACUUUUGCAGACAGAAAACCUUCCUGCACAAGUAAAAGCAACUGUAUUGCAACAGUUAGGUUGGAUGCAUCAUAAUAUGGAUCUAGUAGGAGACAAAGCCACAAAGGAAAGCUAUGCUAUUCAGUAUCUCCAAAAGUCUUUGGAGGCAGAUCCUAAUUCUGGCCAAUCGUGGUAUUUUCUUGGAAGGUGUUAUUCAAGUAUUGGGAAAGUUCAGGAUGCCUUUAUAUCUUACAGGCAAUCUAUUGAUAAAUCAGAAGCAAGUGCAGAUACAUGGUGUUCAAUAGGUGUGUUGUAUCAGCAGCAAAAUCAGCCUAUGGAUGCUUUACAGGCAUAUAUUUGUGCUGUACAAUUGGACCAUGGGCAUGCAGCAGCCUGGAUGGACCUAGGUACUCUCUAUGAAUCCUGCAGUCAACCUCAAGAUGCCAUUAAAUGCUACCUAAAUGCAGCUAGAAGCAAACGUUGUGGUAAUACCUCUACGCUUGCUGCAAGAAUUAAAUUUCUACAGGCUUAUAGAGCUCAUGAUCCAAAUACUGAACGUGUAUUAAACCACAGUCAAACACCAAUUUCACAGCAAUCCUUGUCACUACACAUGAUUACUUCUAGCCAAGUAGAAGGCCUGUCCAGUCCUGCCAAGAAGAAAAGAACAUCUAGUCCAACAAAGAAUGGUUCUGAUAACUGGAAUGGUGGCCAGAGUCUUUCACAUCAUCCAGUACAGCAAGUUUAUUCGUUUUGUUUGACACCACAGAAAUUACAGCACUUGGAACAACUGCGUGCAAAUAGAGAUAAUUUAAAUCCAGCACAGAAGCAUCAGCUGGAACAGUUAGAAAGUCAGUUUGUCUUAAUGCAGCAAAUGAGACACAAAGAAGUUGCUCAGGUACGAACUACUGGAAUUCAUAAUGGGGCGAUAGCUGAUUCAUCACUGCCUACAAACUCUGUCUCUAAUCGACAACCACAUGCUGCUCUGACCAGAGUAUCUAGCGUCUCUCAGCCUGGAGUUCGCCCUGCUUGUGUUGAAAAACUUUUGUCCAAUGGAGCUUUUUCUGCAGGCUGUAUUCCUUGUGGCACAUCAAAAAUUCUAGGAAGUACAGACACUAUCUUGCUAGGCAGUAAUUGUUUAGCAGGAAGUGAAAGUAAUGGAAAUGUGCCUUACCUGCAGCAAAAUACACACACUCUACCUCAUAAUCAUACAGACCUGAAUAGCAGCACAGAAGAGCCAUGGAGAAAACAGCUAUCUAACUCCGCUCAGGGUCUUCAUAAAAGUCAGAGUUCAUGUUUGUCAGGACCUAAUGAAGAACAACCUCUGUUUUCCACUGGGUCAGCCCAGUAUCACCAGGCAACUAGCACUGGUAUUAAGAAGUCGAAUGAACAUCUCACUCUGCCUAGUAAUUCAGUACCACAGGGGGAUGCUGACAGUCACCUCUCCUCUCAUACUGCUACCUCAGGUGGACAACAAGGCAUUAUGUUUACCAAAGAGAGCAAGCCUUCAAAAAAUAGAUCCUUGGUGCCUGAAACAAGCAGGCAUACUGGAGACACAUCUAAUGGCUGUGCUGAUGUCAAGGGACUUUCUAAUCAUGUUCAUCAGUUGAUAGCAGAUGCUGUUUCCAGUCCUAACCAUGGAGAUUCACCAAAUUUAUUAAUUGCAGACAAUCCUCAGCUCUCUGCUUUGUUGAUUGGAAAAGCCAGUGGCAAUGUGGGUACUGGAACCUGUGACAAAGUGAAUAAUAUUCACCCAGCUGUUCAUACAAAGACUGAUCAUUCUGUUGCCUCUUCACCCUCUUCAGCCAUUUCCACAGCAACACCUUCUCCUAAAUCCACUGAGCAGAGAAGCAUAAACAGUGUUACCAGCCUUAACAGUCCUCACAGUGGAUUACACACAGUCAAUGGAGAGGGGCUGGAGAACUCACAGAGCUCUACAAAAGUAGACCUGCCUUUAGUUAGCCACAGAUCUACUUCUCAGAUCAUACCAUCAAUGUCAGUGUCUAUAUGCCCCAGUUCAACAGAAGUUCUGAAAGCAUGCAGGAAUCUAGGUAAAAAUGGCUUGUCUAAUAGCUGCAUUUUGUUAGAUAAAUGUCCACCUCCAAGACCACCAACUUCACCAUACCCACCCUUGCCAAAGGACAAGUUGAAUCCACCCACACCUAGUAUUUACUUGGAAAAUAAACGUGAUGCUUUCUUUCCUCCAUUACAUCAAUUUUGUACAAAUCCAAAAAACCCUGUUACAGUAAUACGUGGCCUUGCUGGAGCUCUUAAAUUAGAUCUUGGACUUUUCUCUACCAAAACUUUGGUAGAAGCUAACAAUGAACAUAUGGUAGAAGUGAGGACACAGUUGCUGCAACCAGCAGAUGAAAACUGGGAUCCCACUGGAACAAAGAAAAUCUGGCGUUGUGAAAGCAAUAGAUCUCAUACUACAAUUGCCAAAUAUGCACAAUACCAGGCUUCCUCCUUCCAGGAAUCAUUGAGAGAAGAAAAUGAGAAGAGAACACAACACAAAGAUCAUUCAGAUAACGAAUCCACAUCUUCAGAGAAUUCUGGAAGGAGAAGGAAAGGACCUUUUAAAACCAUAAAAUUUGGGACCAACAUUGACCUCUCUGAUAACAAAAAGUGGAAGUUGCAGUUACAUGAACUGACUAAACUUCCUGCUUUUGCACGUGUGGUGUCAGCAGGAAAUCUUCUAAGCCACGUUGGGCAUACCAUUCUGGGCAUGAAUACAGUACAACUGUAUAUGAAAGUUCCAGGGAGUCGGACACCAGGUCACCAAGAAAAUAACAACUUCUGCUCUGUUAACAUAAAUAUUGGUCCAGGAGAUUGUGAAUGGUUUGUUGUACCUGAAGAUUAUUGGGGUGUUCUGAAUGACUUCUGUGAAAAAAAUAAUUUGAAUUUUUUAAUGAGUUCUUGGUGGCCCAACCUUGAAGAUCUUUAUGAAGCAAAUGUUCCUGUGUAUAGAUUUAUUCAGCGACCUGGAGAUUUGGUCUGGAUAAAUGCAGGCACUGUGCAUUGGGUUCAAGCUGUUGGCUGGUGCAAUAACAUUGCCUGGAAUGUUGGUCCACUUACAGCCUGCCAGUAUAAAUUGGCAGUGGAACGGUACGAAUGGAACAAAUUGAAAAGUGUGAAGUCACCAGUACCCAUGGUGCAUCUUUCCUGGAAUAUGGCACGAAAUAUCAAAGUCUCAGACCCAAAGCUUUUUGAAAUGAUUAAGUAUUGUCUUUUGAAAAUUCUGAAGCAAUGUCAGACAUUGAGAGAAGCUCUUGUUGCAGCAGGAAAAGAGGUUAUAUGGCAUGGGCGGACAAAUGAUGAACCAGCUCAUUACUGUAGCAUUUGUGAGGUGGAGGUUUUUAAUCUGCUUUUUGUCACUAAUGAAAGCAAUACUCAAAAAACCUACAUAGUACAUUGCCAAGAUUGUGCACGAAAAACAAGCAGAAGUUUGGAAAAUUUUGUGGUGCUCGAACAGUACAAAAUGGAGGACCUAAUCCAAGUUUAUGAUCAAUUUACACUAGCUCUUUCAUUAUCAUCCUCAUCUUGAUAUAGUUCCAUGAAUAUUAAAUGAGAUUAUUUCUGCUCUUCAGGAAAUUUCUGCACCACUGGUUUUGUAGCUGUUUCAUAAAACUGUUGACUAAAAGCUAUGUCUAUGCAACCUUCCAAGAAUAGUAUGUCAAGCAACUGGACACAGUGCUGCCUCUGCUUCAGGACUUAACAUGCUGAUCCAGCUGUACUUCAGAAAAAUAAUAUUAAUCAUAUGUUUUGUGUACGUAUGACAAAACUGUCAAAGUGACACAGAAUACUGACUUGAAGAUAGCCUUUUUUAUGUUUCUCUAUUUCUGGGCUGAUGAAUUAAUAUUCAUUUGUAUUUUAACCCUGCAGAAUUUUCCUUAGUUAAAAACACUUUCCUAGCUGGUCAUUUCUUCAUAAGAUAGCAAAUUUAAAUCUCUCCUCGAUCAGCUUUUAAAAAAUGUGUACUAUUAUCUGAGGAAGUUUUUUACUGCUUUAUGUUUUUGUGUGUUUUGAGGCCAUGAUGAUUACAUUUGUGGUUCCAAAAUAAUUUUUUUAAAUAUUAAUAGCCCAUAUACAAAGAUAAUGGAUUGCACAUAGACAAAGAAAUAAACUUCAGAUUUGUGAUUUUUGUUUCUAAUCUUGAUACAGAUUUACACUAUUUAUAAAUACAUAUUUAUUGCCUGAAAAUAUUUGUGAAUGGAAUGUUGUUUUUUUCCAGACGUAACUGCCAUUAAAUACUAAGGAGUUCUGUAGUUUUAAACACUACUCCUGUUACAUUUUAUAUGUGUAAAUAAAACUGCUUAGUAUUAUACAGAAAUUUUUAUUAAAAUUGUUAAAUGUUUAAAGGGUUUCCCAAUGUUUGAGUUUAAAAAAGACUUUCUGAAAAAAUCCACUUUUUGUUCAUUUUCAAACCUAAUGAUUAUAUGUAUUUUAUAUGUGUAUGUGUACACACAUGUAUAAUAUAUACAGAAACCUCGAUAUAUAAUUGUAUAGAUUUUAAAAGUUUUAUUUUUUACAUCUAUGGUAGUUUUUGAGGUGCCUAUUAUAAAGUAUUACUCACAGAAGUUUGCUGUUUUUAAAGUAAAUGUCUUUUAGUGUGAUUUAUUAAGUUGUAGUCACCAUAGUGAUAGCCCAUAAAUAAUUGCUGGCAAAUUGUAUUUUAUAAUAGUAGAAAACAUAUAGUCAGUGAAGUAAAUAUUUUAAAGGAAACAUUAUAUAGAUUUGAUAAAUGUUGUUUAUAAUUAAGAGUUUCUUAUGGGAAAGAGAUUCAGAAUGAUAACCUCUUUUAGAGAACAAAUAAGUGACUUAUUUUUUUAAAGCUAGAUGACUUUGAAAUGCUGUACUGUCCUGCUUGUACAACGUGGUUUGGGGUGAAGGGGAGGAAAGUAUUAAAAAAUCUAUAUCGCUAGUAAAUUGUAAUAAGUUCGAUUAAAACUUGUAUUUCAUAUGAAAAACUUGCUAAUUUAAUAUUACCUCAUUUGAUAAUAA
Messenger RNA from Gorilla gorilla gorilla (western lowland gorilla), 6663 nucleotides. RefSeq names its product ubiquitously transcribed tetratricopeptide repeat containing, Y-linked (gene UTY). Lineage: Eukaryota; Metazoa; Chordata; Mammalia; Primates; Hominidae. The coding region runs from base 1007 to 5206 and encodes 1399 amino acids. Gene Ontology annotation, cellular component: MLL3/4 complex. The transcript is spliced from 29 exons. Gene Ontology annotation, molecular function: histone H3K27me2/H3K27me3 demethylase activity; RNA polymerase II cis-regulatory region sequence-specific DNA binding; protein binding. The record is from RefSeq and is a predicted model, not a curated record. Gene Ontology annotation, biological process: heart development; regulation of gene expression.